Messenger RNA from Entrophospora candida, 816 nucleotides. The record is from the annotation of a GenBank genome assembly. Lineage: Eukaryota; Fungi; Glomeromycota; Glomeromycetes; Entrophosporales; Entrophosporaceae.
AUGACUACUGCUGCAUUUUUGGAAAGUAAUUGUCCAGACUUGAAACUUAUAAGUCGUGGUAAAGUACGGGAUUUGUAUGAAAUAGAUGAAAAAACUUUGCUUUUUGUUGCAACUGAUCGAAUAAGUGCAUUUGAUGUUAUAAUGAAAAAUGGAAUACCAGGGAAAGGAAAAAUCUUAACAAGGAUUUCAUUAUUUUGGUUUAAUUAUCUAAAAGAUAUUAUACCAAAUCAUUUAAUAACAGCAGAAUUCAGUGAAAUGCCAGAUAUUUUACAAAAAUAUAAAGAUCAAUUAGAAAACCGAUGCUUAUUGGUAAAAAAAUGUAAGGUCCUACCUGUUGAAGCUAUUGUGCGUGGGUCUGCCUGGGAAGAAUAUAAGAGAAAAGGUAGUAUAUGUGACAUUGAACUUUCUAAAAAUUUAAAACAAUGUCAAAAUUUUGAUGAACCUUUAUAUACUCCUAGUACAAAAGCAGAGAUUGGGCAUCAUGGAAUCAUUAUUGCAGACACCAAAUUUGAAUUUGGGAUUGAUUCUGAUGGACAGCUCAUUUUAGUAGAUGAAGUACUAACUCCAGAUUCUUCGAGAUUUUGGCCAGCUGAAUCUUACACAAUUGAUAAAACUCAAGAAAGCUUUGAUAAACAAUUUGUAAGAAAUUAUUUGUCAAGCAUUGGAUUUGAUAAACAAUUUGGAAUUGAAUUACCUGAAGAUAUUAAUAUACAUAUAAAAACAAAUUAUGAAUUUAAUGCAUUUAGAAUAAUGGGAUCUUCAUCAAAUUCUUUAAAAUCAGUAAAAAGUGAAAAUAAUCCUUUAGGCAAUCCUUGA